Molecule: messenger RNA, 489 nt
Organism: Leptosia nina
Lineage: Eukaryota; Metazoa; Arthropoda; Insecta; Lepidoptera; Pieridae
Source: the annotation of a GenBank genome assembly
AUGGGUCUAGAUAUUGGAAGUGAAGUUUGGCUUUCAGAUAUAAUAGAAGAUCUAAAUGCUAUAUGCACUGAAGUGGAUGAGAAGUUAGAAAAUAAUAAAAAGCAACGGAAGAUGUGCAAGCGUCGUAUUGAAUUGGAAUCACAGCAUGAAGCAUUAAAUCAGCAACUAUCAGAACUAUGCCGUCGUCAUGAUGACUUAGAUAAAGUGUGUGAGAUGGUUAAAACCAGGCUGACGAUUGCAGAAAGUGAUCAGAACAAAUUGGAAAAUUCCAGAGAACUGUUCCAGAUAGCAAAGGAGUUGACUGGAAUCAGAAUAGAUUUUGCAUUCUCUUCUGAACAUCCCGAUAUUGCCAAGGGCUAUAUAAAGAACCAAGCAAAACGUCUUUUGGAACCGUUCGAGAUGAAACACAACAGUGAUGCCUUGUGGGACCAAAUUGCUACCAUCUUUGAUGUUAAUGACAGUGAGAACCGUCCGCUCAACAGACAGUAG